This is a messenger RNA of Oldenlandia corymbosa var. corymbosa, 1221 nucleotides long. The record is from the annotation of a GenBank genome assembly. Lineage: Eukaryota; Viridiplantae; Streptophyta; Magnoliopsida; Gentianales; Rubiaceae.
AUGGCCCUUGUUCAAUUCUCAUCUUGUAAUUUGUUUGCCGGCUCCCGCAGCAGCCGCCACUCCUCCGUCGCCGGCCAUUCUUAUAAAUUCCUCCAAUCAACGCCGCACCGGCAGCAUUACUGCAACUUCCUCAAAGAGAAGUCUUCAUUGCUGUCUUGCCACUCUAGCAAUGACAAUGGCAACGAGGAUUAUUACUUAGAUGCUCCUGUUUCAGCGGGAGACGGGUUUUCCUUUAGCGGAGGUAAAUAUUCGGACGAGCCAAGUCCGGCUGAUGAAUGGUUCAAUCAAGGAAAGAUUGUAAAAGCACAUCCUGUUGGGGGCACUGGUGGGAAGAAGGCCAAAGAUCCAAUAUUUGGUUUGGCUAUGGGUUCUGGUUCACAGGCCUCAUCUGAUCUUUUCAGAUGGUUUUGCAUUGAAAGCGGAAGUAACGACAAUCAUCCCAUUUUGUUAAUUCACGGGUUUCCUUCGCAGGCAUAUUCAUACAGGAAAUUUCUUCCAAUACUCUCAAAGAGAUAUCAUACUGUCGCUUUUGAUUGGUUAGGAUUUGGAUUUUCCGACAAGCCUCAACCCAAAUACGGUUUUGACUACACUUUGGAUGAGUAUGUGUCAUCUUUGGAAUCUGUUAUUGAAGAAACCACCAAGGGUAAGGUCACACUUGUUGUCCAGGGUUACUUCUCGCCUGUUGUGGUGAAAUAUGCCAGCACACACCAAGAAAAGAUUACUGAUCUCAUCCUUUUGAAUCCUCCAAUCACAGAUAAGCAUGCCAAUCUUCCAUCAACUCUAUCCAUAUUCAGCAACUUCCUGUUGGGGGAAAUAUUUUCACAGGAUCCUCUAAGAGCCAGUGAUAAAGCCCUGACAAGCUGUGGCCCAUACCAAAUCAAAGAAGAUGUUGCUAUGGUGUAUAGAAGACCAUAUCUAACAUCUGGCUCAGCAGGUUUUGCGUUGAAUGCAAUCAGUCGGGCCAUGAAGAAAGAACUUAAGGCUUAUGUUGAAGAGAUGAGAAAGACACUGAUGGAUGAGAAAUGGAGAGUAAAAACAACAAUUUUCUGGGGAGAACGGGAUCGCUGGCUUAGCUUUGAUGGCGUGGAAGAUUUCUGCAAAGAAUCAAAGCACCAACUUAUCAAAAUCCCUAUGGCGGGUCAUCAUGUACAGGAGGAUUGUGGUGAAGAAGUAGCCCAGCUGAUUGCUCAAGUGGUUGGCCAAAGAAGUCUCAGUUUGUAG